AUGGCACCUGCCGCGCCUCGGUUGCGAAUACUCUCAGUGGGUUCUAAUCCCGUAUCUGCAUUUCUUUCGUGGAGGUUACAGGCCACACACGCCUGCGAUGUUACACUAGUCUGGAAGUCGGGAUUUGAUUCUGUAUCCCAAUAUGGGAUUUCCUUCAAAUCAAACAAGUACGGCAACGAGAGGUUUAAACUACAUUCUGUUGUCCGGACUCCCGAAGAGGCUGCUACUUCGCCAGCAGGGUUUGACUAUGUUAUAUUGUGCGUUAAAGCGUUGCCGGACGUCUAUGAUCUUGGAAGCAUAAUCGAGUCUGUUGUUACGCCACAAAACACUUGCAUAGUUGUCAAUACCACAUCUUGUCUGGGAGUAGAGGCCUACCUAGAGUCCCGCUAUCCUACAAACAUCGUGCUAUCGCUUGUAGCUGGGGCAAACAUUAACCAACUUGGCCCGAGCGAGUUUGAGCACGUGGGCAAUUCGGAGAUCUGGUUGGGUUCGACGAGCCAGAAUGCUAGCAUUCCAAUGAGCAUCCAAAUGGAUAUGGCGGAAGCUCUGGCGUUAACUCUGGCGUCUGGUCAAGUAGAAUGCCAUGUCUCUACAAAUAUCAGACAGGAGCAGUGGGAAAGGAUGAUAGGGCCAAUAGCAUUUCAGCCAUUAAGUGUAUUACUGGAAACACCAGUUCACAGGCAAUUGAUGGAGAAAACUGGUGCUAAGAAGCUAAUUUCGGAUAUCAUCGAUGAGCUCAUGGAGAUUGCGAAAGCGCAAGAUUGCUCUUUUCCACAGGAUUUCAAACAACGGACAAUCGACACCCAAUUACAAGCAACACAGCAGUCAAUGUUCUAUCAAGAUUUUGUUGCUCGAAGGCCAAUGGAAAUUGAAUCGUAUCUGGGCUCACCGAUCAAAUUUGCACAAUUGGUAGGGGUGAGGGCUGGUUGUUGUCAGUCAUUGUAUACAAUGCUUCACCAUAUACAGACAGUUGCCCAAUCGAAACCCCCCGUGUCACCAUCAGCAUCAAUCACGCAACCUGCUCCGAGGCAAAUGCGCGGCGGGCCUGGGCCUGACCACCAUAUGGGAACCAGGCGUGGACCCCCGCCUCAGCCGCCCUCCGCAACACCCUCCCGAAGGAACUCUAUGGAUGGAGAGGUAUCGUUAGAGGAGUUUGGGCACAUCGCCUUGUACGGAGAUAUGGUGGGUGAUGAAAUGGGUAAUGCAUAUGCUGGGAGUAUUGGGGGAGGAUACAAUGGAGGCGACAUUGCUCUUCGGGAACGGGAGUUGGCGUUGAGGCAGCGAGAGCUGGCUUUACGGGAGCAGGAGCUUGGCAUUCGGCAGAUGGGCAAGCAGGGUCGGGGAAAGAGCCGCUCAAGAAGCGUGUAUGACGAUGAUGGCGACGACGAUGAUAUGUACGUCGAAGCGCCGCCACCAAUGCCUCCCAUUGACCCAGAAAAUUUUGACAUGAUGAGCGUCACUUCGCGACGGACUAGAAGGCUACCUAGUGCGAGCAAUCUCAAAGGACACGAUGCGGAAGUUACGAUGCAACCAGGACGCGCUAGGCAUCCGAUGGCUCCUCAUCGGCCCGGCCCUAGAAGUAGGGUCAGUUCGAGGCUUAUGAAUGAUAUUCCGAGCCUGAACGAGCCGAUCACGAGCAACCCCUUGAUUGGUUAUUCGUCAGAUCGAUAUGGUCACGUGGAUCGGAAAAUGUUGUCGGAUAAUUCACGGGCGAAUUCCAUGACGAGUCAACGCGAAGAUUUACGUGAUAUUCCGGGUUUGAGGGGUGGUCCUUAUCCCCCAAUGGCAUCACCGCAACAGCUAGGCCGCCGAACACCCAUGCCACCUGGCGGGCCGCCUGGGGCACCUAAUGGCCAUGGGCCUCGGUCUGGAUACCCCCAAGAUCAGCGGGGUUAUAGGGGGCCAUCAAAUGGCCAUCCCCCGAAUGGCUACGGACCUAACGGUUAUCAACAGUAUAGCCCCAUUCCGAAUGGUCCGGUGAGGCAGCCUGCUCUAAGAUAUCUCGAAGGUCAAGGACUGCUGCAUCAGGUCGAACAGAUUUCUAACGGGGUAAGCCAAACCAAUCCGUUAAAAGGUCCGCCAAGUAACCGCGAUCGAAGUACGACGGGCAGUGCUAGCGCUAGUGCGAGUAAUGACAGCGGCAGCAGUGGCGCUGAACACUCAGCCUCCAGCAGUUCGAGUAGUCUUGGGCGGAGGAUAGAAACGAUGGUUCGAUAGAUUUCCCGGGGUGUGUGGUGAAGGUUGGUUUUCAUGUUGGGGAGAAAAAAGGGUGCAGCACGUCGAUGUUCAAAAGUUCGGGUACGGAAAAAAAGAGUCUUUGUGGAUUGCGUGUUUUUACCUUUUAGGUUUAGUUUUUUUAUCAUUUCCCCAGUCAUACUUCUGCCCCCCUCCCCCUCCCCCUUUUUUCUUCCUAAUUUGAAUAUGUUUCCUAUCUGCGCCUCCUUGGGAUUGAGGUUAGGCAAUGGGGAAAUUGAAAGGCAUUAGUGUGGACAGGAUCACAGCGAAUCCGCACUGCAAUUUCCGUACAUAGGUUCUUCAGUUUUCUUGUCUACUUUACGGAGGUAUAUCUUCUGGGUCGGGUGUAAUAUCACGGUUUCAUUCAGGGUCAUAUCUUGUGGAUCUUUUAGUUUUAUUCAGCUAAGCGUUGCUCCUAGUCGCUAUGUACCCUUCCCUCAACCUCUUGGGCUCAGAUAUUUCCUUUUGUCCUUUUUCCUCCUCAUCAAGUAACGAUGGCAAGUGUGUAUUUGGGUUUCUUUUCUUUUCUCUUUUUCCUUUUCUCCUCUUUUCUCGCGUGGGGUUCGGUUCUGCAGUUUAGUUUGAAUUUCGUACGAAGAGGGUGAUAGACAGGUGGGGAGCACAAAAAAAAAAAAGGAUGCCUGGCGCAAAUGGAAACCUAUUACGAUUUAUGUUUGCUUUGUAUUUGGCAUUGAGAGUUGCGGUGAAGGGCAAUGGGGUGGGCCGAAGGCGCACACACUCACUGGACUUUAUUCUUUGUUUCCUCAUUAUUCUUC
Tuber melanosporum (Perigord truffle) is the source of this 3011-nucleotide messenger RNA. RefSeq lists its product as uncharacterized. Bases 1 to 2217 code for a protein of 738 amino acids. The record is from RefSeq and is a predicted model, not a curated record. The transcript has 7 exons. Gene Ontology annotation, cellular component: cytoplasm. Gene Ontology annotation, molecular function: oxidoreductase activity. NCBI's taxonomy places the organism in Eukaryota, Fungi, Ascomycota, Pezizomycetes, Pezizales, Tuberaceae.